This is a messenger RNA of Penaeus monodon (black tiger shrimp), 1035 nucleotides long. RefSeq names its product zinc finger protein 271-like. Gene Ontology annotation, cellular component: nucleus. The transcript is spliced from 4 exons. The record is from RefSeq and is a predicted model, not a curated record. Bases 1 to 1035 code for a protein of 344 amino acids. NCBI's taxonomy places the organism in Eukaryota, Metazoa, Arthropoda, Malacostraca, Decapoda, Penaeidae.
AUGAGUUUCCUCGGUGACGGCAUGCCUUCGGCCCCACUCACGGGCAAGGAAAUAUUCGGCACGGGAGUCAGCGUCAAAGAAGAGCUCAGCGAAGAUGUCACCGAAGAUACAUGCCUGGAAAUAAAGGAGGAACCACUUGAUUAUGGAGAUGAACCGAGAAAUGAAGUGUUUAACGUGAAUGUAAUACGUGAAAAUCUUUUCCUUCAUAAUCCUCUUGAUCUGAGACAUGAAUCACAUGUAAAGGACUUAUGUAACUUGGUUCAGGAUUUUAAUGACAUGUCAAAAGUACCAUUUAGGGCUAAGGACUGUGGGAAGACGUGUUCAUCAGAUGGGGUGUGUUUCAAGGAAUUGUCUAAAGAGAGUCACAUCAGGAUUCACAUGAGAGUCCACACAAAGGAGAAGCCAUACAACUGUGGUAUUUGCAAAAAGGCCUUCCAAUAUGAUUCUAGUUUUUUUAAUCAUAUGAUAAUGCAUACAGAAGAGAAAUCAUACAGCUAUGAACUAUGCAACAAGGCCAUCUCACAGAAACAUAAUCUGGUGAAGAACAUGAGAGUGCAUACAAAGAAGAAAUCAUAUACCUGUGACACUUGCAGUAAGACAUUUUCUGAGAGAAGUUAUCUUGUAAAGCACAUAAGAGUACAUACAAAAGAGAAGCCAUACAACUGCGAGAUUUGUAACAAAGCAUUCACAUGGAAGCGUAGUCUGAAAACAUGUCUAGAAAGUCAUAUGACAGUACAUACAAUAGAGAAACCAUACAGCUGUGAGAUUUGCAAGAAAGGCUUCUCAUAUAAAUGUAGUCUAAAGAUUCAUAUGAGAAUGCAUAGAAAGGAGACAUACAACUGUGAGAUUUGCAAUAAGGCCUUCUCAUUAAAAAGUCAUCUAGUAAGACACAUAAGAGUUCAUACACAGGAGAUUUGCAAUAAAAACUUCUCAGAUAAAUCUGGCCAAAUAAAACAUAUGGGAGUACAUAUGAAGGAGAAGCCAUACAGCUUCUCCAAAGACUUUUCAUCCACAUGCACUGCUGUCACUGACUAG